Molecule: messenger RNA, 3648 nt
Organism: Leptidea sinapis
Lineage: Eukaryota; Metazoa; Arthropoda; Insecta; Lepidoptera; Pieridae
Gene: Ziz
Product: dedicator of cytokinesis protein 9-like
Exons: 19
Coding region: 138-3506 (1122 amino acids)
Biological process (GO): small GTPase-mediated signal transduction; positive regulation of GTPase activity
Molecular function (GO): guanyl-nucleotide exchange factor activity
Source: RefSeq, a predicted model, not a curated record
CUAAACUAGUUCGUGUUGAAUUUGUGUUGCGAAGAAAGCCGCAUUUUCUAUUUUAUCGCCUUUUCUAAUGUUUAUUGUAGAAUGAAUUCUCAAGUGUUUUUAGUUAUUUUGACGAUUGAGACGCAUAAUUCAUAAAUAUGCCUCCAGUGAUUUCCAAAAGUAAAAAGAACGGCGGUGCCGAAUAUGAGAAUAUAAUUACAAGUAAAUGUAAUGUCCUGGACUUUGAGAGGUAUAUACAAGAAAACAAGACAUUAUUACUUAAUGAUCCUUUAAGGGAUAUAUUGUUGUAUCCAUCAGAUGAUGUUUCAAGUGUUGUGUUGCCUCGACGAUGGAGGACUGUGACUACUGCAGUGCCUGACGUUAGAACUGCAUCAACAUGUCCUCUUCUCACCAGACAAGCUCUACUCAGCUAUGCAUCAAGCUGGAAUCUUGUACAUUACAAAUAUAGUAACUAUUCUGGCUCUUAUCACAAUUUGCCUAGGCCUUUAGAUAACAAACUACUUCCGGAAGUAUAUGAUAUAGAUACUGAAGCGGAAACUGAACAUGAAGCUCAAACUAAAGUUGAUAUUGGAACCAAAGAAGGAUACCUGCUCAAAGGACCAGAGAUCGGUUCAGAAAGAAUAUUUAGUAAUCUUGCCUCGAAGUCAUUUAAGAAACGUUAUUGCUCAAUGGUCAAGGAAGCCGAUGGAACUUACAUACUUGAAGUGUAUAAAGACGAAAAGAAAACCGAUACCAAACUUACUAUUGUUAUGGACUUUUGUUCCGAUGUCGUUAGGAACACGAAACGCGGUAGAUUUUGUUUUGAAUUACGAAUGUCGGGUAACAAAGGAUACACAUUUGCGACUGAAACAGAAGACGAUAUGAACGAAUGGAUCAAUGCAUUCAAAGCGGCCCUAAAGAAAACUCCUGAAUUGGAAUGUCAUCAAAAUGACGAAAUUCUUGACAAAGAUGCAGAUAUAUCUCUAACGGCAGAACCGCCUCCCCCAACUUACGGCACGUUGAAGGGAUUGGAACAGAGUAUGAACCCAAUGCUGAUGCGAUACUCCCGCGAAACCGAUAUGUCGAUCGCAGCCGCGCGGAACGAAUGCAGAUCGAACCUCUUCCAUAUGCCCUACAAGAGGUCACCUUCGCCGGAACCACAAUUAGAACCAUUCAAAGAACAUUUUGGCCAAAGAAUAUUGCUCAAAUGCGAAAGCUUGAAGUUUAGACUGCAAGCGCCUAUAGACGGUGACAAGGAGUUGCUCUGCCAAGUGGAGCCGUACUUUACAUACCUGGCGGUGUACGACGCGAGAAACGGCCGGAAAGUAACGGAGAACUUUCAUUUCGACCUCAAUCACGCCGCCGUCAAGGAUCUAGUCAUCGAGAGCGAGUGCACUAAGUCGCUAAUGGAGAACUUUAGCUAUGACGUCAAGGUGGACGUUAAACAGAUUCCCGACGAUUGGUUUAGGUCCAAGAGACAGGUGGUUCUGUCGGUGAAUAAUCCUCACUCGGACCUGUUUCUAGUCGUGAGGAUAGAUAAAAUACUACAGGGUCACGUGAACCACGUGCUGGAGCCCUAUUUGAAGGCGACCAAGGACCCGCGGUUGGGCCUCAAAGUACACAAGGCUGUGCAGGCUUAUGCGAACCGCGUCGGGAGUUAUAGGAUGCCAUUCGCAUGGGCUGCUAAACCUCUGUUUAGAUUAUACAGCAACGAUCUAGAUGCCACACCAGAAUUUCCGGCGAUCUAUCGCCAGGAACCUAACAAGAUGUCUGACGAGGAUUUAUUGAAGAUAUUAUCGGAUUAUAGGAAGCCGGAAAAGUUGGCCAAACUAUCUGUGAUCCCAGGGUGGCUCUCUGUUAAUAUACAAUCAGCUACGGAACCUAUACCAAAUUGUAUGACAAGUUCAUAUGCGGCGUUGAAACCAUUCCCGUUACCUCCUACAAUGCCUCUCACCUUAGAGCUGGCCACAUUUAACUUAGAACCGGAGCAGCCGUAUGCUGCCUACGUACAUCACUUGUAUGUCAGGCCGCUCACCGUCAACCUGGAGUCACAGAAAGUGUUUGUACGUGCCAGGAAUAUUGCCUGUACCAUUGAACUAAAGGAUAGUGACACGGGAGAUGUGAAACCUUUACAAAUGAUACAUGGAAGAAUAGGAAUGACGGAUCAGUACAGGUGCGCGGUGCUCCACCAUAACGCCAGCCCGAGCUGGUGUGACGAGGCCAAGAUCCGACUACCCACAACUAUCACCGCGCAACACCAUCUUCUGUUCACAUUCCAUCAUAUAUCAUGCGAUCUCGCCAAGAAGAACGACGCUAAUAUUGAAACUUGCAUUGGAUAUGCCUGGGUACCGCUGUUAAGGAAUGAGAAAUUCGUUGAAGAGUAUGUGAGUUUGCCUAUUGCGACUCACCUGCCCUCUGGAUAUUUGUCCAUCCAGCCACUAGGUCUUGGCAAAGGGAACGCUGGGCCCGACAUAGUUUGGGUAGAAGGAGAGAAGCAGCUGUUGCGGUGUCACAUAGUGCUGGAUUCCACCGUGGACACCCGCGACCCUCACCUGCGACACAUGUUCAGCUCCAUCGAGCGGCUCGUGAGGACUGCCUCGCCCCCCACUAGCCCCACACCGCCUCCCUGGAAUGACGUCAUCAACGCGUUAAAAGCCGCGCAAGGGAUACAACCGAGCACGCUCGUUGCGUUCUUACCGACUAUACUCAAUCAGCUGUUUGAUUUAAUGACAGUUGAGAAAGGGUACACGAAUGAGAUGGGAUAUCAGAUCGUGAAGCUGAUUGUACAUUUUGUACACCUGAUACACGAAUUUGGAAGAAAAGAUUUGCUCGACAGCUAUGUGAAGUAUGUGUUCAAUUGCGUCGAGUUCAAGCUGCAUACAGUAUUAACCGCACCGCUGUACAUGUUCGUUGAAUCAACUCAACAAGACUUCCUCCUGGGGCAAAAGUUCAUGCAAUAUUCCGGCUUCUUCUUUGACAUUAUAGUUAAGAGUAUGGCGCAGUAUCUCAUCAAUACGGGCAGGAUUAAGAUGUCUCGUCAUGAGAGAUUCCACACAGAUUUGUUGGAGAACAUUGACCGACUGGUGACGUUAGUAGAACCUUCAUACAUACUACAACAACCAAUACAAACACAUGUAUUUAACAAGAACUUAGCUUUGUUUCUCAAGUCUUGUCUAUCGUUUAUGGAUCGUGGUUUCGUGUUUCGACAAGUAAAGAAGUACUUAGAGAAAUUCAAAGCGUGCGACCCGAAGGCCUUAUUCGACUUCAAAUUUACUUUUCUGCAAACUAUAUGCCUACACGAACACUAUGUGCCUUUCAAUUUGCCCCUGCCAGCUAAUAGAAUAUCAAAAGAUUCCAACGACGGUGGAGCAGUCACUCCGCGAGGCGGCCCACAAGCGGCGCUGUGCUGUGAGCGUGCUGCGCGCCAUACUCACGAAGCACGAGCACGACGACCGCUACCGCCCGCGGCAGGCACGAGCCCGCCUGGCGCAGCUGUACGCGCCCUGGCUCACCGUGGUGCUGGAUAACGCUCACCGCCUUGUAACAAAAGAAUUAGCCAGUCCAGUAAUAGAAAACGGUCACGAUAAAGUAGAUGGAGAUGCGACAGCAAAUCCCGUAUUAAGCAAUAACCAGAAGGAGGUAGCUUCAGCCAAUAGCACGCCACGACGU